Messenger RNA from Halteromyces radiatus, 1155 nucleotides. RefSeq lists its product as uncharacterized. Bases 276 to 932 code for a protein of 218 amino acids. NCBI's taxonomy places the organism in Eukaryota, Fungi, Mucoromycota, Mucoromycetes, Mucorales, Cunninghamellaceae. The transcript has 3 exons. The record is from RefSeq and is a predicted model, not a curated record.
GUUAAUUUGACUACUUCAUCCUUCUUCAUAUAUGCUCUCGUGAGCAUGGCAUUUCACAUGUUGUCAGAACAAAAAGGAGAAGGGGAAAGUCUUUUUUUUUUAUUCUUUCUCUUCUCUAUCUUAUUCUUUUUUUUCUAUAACUUGUUACAUUAUCGUUAAUUUGACUACUCCAUUCUCCUUCAUACAUCUCUUUUUUUGUAUUAAUCUCUCUCCCAGGAAGUUCUGUUACCAUUAGUUGAUUCCCACUAUUUUACCUCUAUCGAUCUUUCUAUGGAAUGGAUCCUGACGCGUUAAAACGAAGCAACCCAAGUUUACUCUACGAAAAAUGUCAUUUUUUUAUUCAGCGUACAUUCGAAAAUCGUUUGGUGAAAGCAAUGUGGACGCACAAGAGAGCUUAUGGUGUGAACACAACAACUCCUAAGAACACAUUUAUCGCCAGUUUAUUAGCUAUUGAAAAAAGCAAAAAGUCUCUGCACAAUCUAUAUAUCGAUGCAGCCAAUGAAUGGGGACAAUUAGAAGGCAAAAAGAGCACUGAUGAUUCAAGAAUGAUGCCCAUUACAAAUAUCAAGAUGAAAGAAUACUGCGACAGUCUCUAUGUUCCGACUGUUCUCUCGUACCGAUCGUUUGUGGAUGAUAAUGUAAAUAGAAUCUACGAUUCCCUAUACGAAUCUUCCUCUUCACCAACAACACCUAUACCAUUUUCUUCAUCAUCUUCAUCAUCAUCAUCAUCAACAACACCUAUACCAUCUUCCUCUUUAUCAUCAUCAUCAUCAUCAUCAUCAUCAUCAUCAUCUACUCCUCUACAAAAAGCGAAAGGGAGAAAAAAAAUGGAAACUGGAGAAAACAUAAAAAUGAUCACGGUGGCUACAAAAAAUAUAAUGAAGGCGACCUUAUCAAAACCAAUUCAAAGUCUUUCAAAGGGCGGUAUCUGAUGUGAUUAUUGAAGUUUCGUUUUUAGUGCAGCUUCUUCUACAAGCAUUCUUGGACAGUCAUUCCUCCGAGAUAAGAAUUGAAGACAUAGUUCCUUUAGGCAAAAUACGUCAAGACUUCAAUCAGCCCUUGAGUGUUCCUCCUGUCUCCCUAAAGCAAGAAUUGCUAGCAUCCCGCGUAAAACCAGCAAGUCAACGCCAUCUAUAUGACUUUCUUUCUGCUGAU